GGCAAAGAAAACAAGUCAAAAAUGGUAAAGAUCAAAUAAGAACUGCAGGAAGAAACACAAUUCCACCUGAAUGAUUCUGAAACCACAAACAGGGUGGGGCUUUGUGUGAAUUCUUCUCAAAAAGACGUCAUCAAAUAGUGUUUGCCAAACGGCAGACAGUUCAUAACCGCAAUCAUUGCUGCUCCCUCAUGUCUCCCAGCACAGCCCUGUAAAAACGGAGCUGUGUAAUGCAUCAGAGUGGUCGACUUACUGAAGAUAUCCACAAACGGCAGAUACUACUCAGACACACUAUGGACAGAAAAUGCCUGACCAUGAAAGAUUGUGCUAACAUCUCAUCCUGCAAUCCCGUGAAAGUGGUAUCAGAAAUGAGCCUGAAAUUGGAGGACCAGAAACCUUUUUACAUUGUUGAUUCUUCCUUAGAUGAAGAGGGCUGUGAAACACCGCCUUGCAACUUACAAGGCAAAUCACUUUCAGACGAGGUUACGCCUUGCGCUCCUGAUCCCAAGGACAGUGCAAAAGAUCUAAAGAAAGACUGGGUUCCCUCCCACCAGACCCUGGAAGUGCAAGUGGGGGAUACUGGUAGGAUCCAUGCUGGGGAUGACUCUUUUUCGGAGCGCAUUGAGGAUGCAUCUAUCCGCCGCCAGGCUCAUGAUGGGUGGUCCAUUAAGGUCCACGAGACAAACGGUGAGGCAGGGAAUGGGUCUUGCCCCGUCACUGAAGUUGUCACGGGGAGAGGGCUUGAAAAGGUGAUCAGCACCCAGUGUAAAAGUUCAGCGCAGAGCCAGGAGAGAGAAGAUGGGGCUGGCACUGAGAACACCAACUGCUCUAGUAGUUGUCGAAUCUGCUGCUGGGAUUUCGGCUAUGCCCUCCUCUCCUUGGCGCUGGUGGUCUUUUCACCUUUGGUGAUGAUUGGGUAUUGUUUGUAUGAAGGGUGCCGUUGGCUGUAUAAAUGUAAGGAGUGUUGUCCCACAUAAGCUGCAAUAUACUUCACCAUUCACUCCUCGGAGAAUCCCAAAGGUCGGCAAGUCUUGUUGACCAGGUCCGCGUGAGAUUAGAGUUCAGGGCUUAGAUAUACAGUGUGGAAACGUGCCCUUUGGCUCGACAAGUCCACGCACAAAGGCAGUCGUGGGAUUCGAAUCCACCGCCUCUGCAGAGACAAGACCCUUUAUUUAUAGGUAGACAAAAAUGCUGGAGAAACUCAGCGGGGGAGG
Messenger RNA from Leucoraja erinaceus (little skate), 1211 nucleotides. RefSeq lists its product as uncharacterized. The coding region runs from base 228 to 974 and encodes 248 amino acids. The transcript is spliced from 2 exons. NCBI's taxonomy places the organism in Eukaryota, Metazoa, Chordata, Chondrichthyes, Rajiformes, Rajidae. The record is from RefSeq and is a predicted model, not a curated record.